Molecule: messenger RNA, 1419 nt
Organism: Salvelinus namaycush (lake trout)
Lineage: Eukaryota; Metazoa; Chordata; Actinopteri; Salmoniformes; Salmonidae
Product: ena/VASP-like protein
Exons: 12
Coding region: 40-1113 (357 amino acids)
Biological process (GO): positive regulation of actin filament polymerization; actin polymerization or depolymerization
Molecular function (GO): SH3 domain binding; profilin binding
Source: RefSeq, a predicted model, not a curated record
CACAGUGAACAGAGUAUCUGCCAAGCCCGCGCCUCAGUCAUGGUGUACGACGACACCAGUAAGAAGUGGGUUCCAAUCAAGCCGGGCCAGCAGGGCUUCAGCCGCAUCAACAUCUACCACAACACGGCCAACAACACCUUCCGCGUGGUCGGGGUCAAGCUACAGGACCAACAGGUGGUGAUCAACUACUCCAUAGUGAAGGGGCUGAAGUAUAACCAGGCCACGCCCACCUUUCACCAGUGGCGCGAUGCCAGGCAGGUUUACGGCCUCAACUUCGCCAGCAAAGAGGAGGCCACCACCUUCUCCACCGCCAUGAUGUUCGCUCUGAACACGCUCAGCUCGCAAGAUGGAGGCCCUGCUGUCCAACGCCAAAAUGGGCCCUCCUCAGAAGACCCCGAUGUGCAGAGGAGGCAAAUGAUGGAGCCGCAUCAGAUGCAGGGAGUGGCCCACAAAGAGAGGGAGCGACGGACAUCUGGCUCAGGUCCGGUUUCUCUCCCCGCCAUGCUCGCUGUGGCCCCACCGGUGGCCCCCCCUGCCCCUAUGGCACCUAUGGCCCCACCUCCUCCACCGGGCCCCCCGCCUCCGGCCACAGUGCCACCGCCCAUGCCCCCCCCACUACCGGUUGGUGGAGGGCACGGGGGGCCUCAUUUAGAGGGGGCAGGGAACGAGUUGGCGCAGCCACUCUCAGGACUGGCUGCUGCCCUGGCUGGAGCCAAACUCCGCAAAGUUGCAAGGGAUGAGAACAGUCCGCCAGGAACAGGUGUAGCCAAGAACGAUGGCAACCGCUCCAGUGGAGGGGAGGGGCUAAUGCAGGAAAUGAACGCUCUUCUAGCACGCAGACGGAAAGCCUCAGAGAAACCUGAAGAGGAGGAUCCCAAGCCAGGGCAGAACUCCACAGAUGCAGGGAAGAAUCCAUGGGACCGAGCAAACUCUGUAGACAAGACCUCACUGGUAUCAAGGGUGCGACCAGUGGGCAGCACUAGUGAGGGAGAACUAGACUUUGACAGGAUGAAGCAGGAAAUCUUGGAUGAAGUUGUACGUGAAUUGCAGAAGGUGAAAGAUGAGAUCAUUAAUGCCAUUAGACAAGAAAUUGGUCGAAUCCAUACAUGUUAAUCUGUGGACAACAGGAAGUGCUGGAGUAUGAAGGAUAAGAAGAUGUGCUGGAAAGGAAUGUUCUCAACGUUUCUGUGACGCUGUGAAAAUAUUGCUGUGACGCUGCAGAAAGGUUGAGCCAACAUGGAGUCUGCUGUGCAGAACAGAAAGGUGAAGAAGAAAAAAUAAGUUGGAGAAAGAAAGUGACUGAGAGAGAAAAAUAAUGGUUAAAUGAACAAAGGAUGUGCGGACGGAAGGAUGGACGGAAGCUUGCACCUUUUAAAAAAAAAAAAUCUCCCAUUUCUGUGCAUUUCGAGACAGUCCAGU